GACAUAGGGAUAGAGAUAGACUGCAUACAACCUCCGCUUGCCCUGCAUCAUUACUCUCCAUUUUGCAUCCAGAACGGACCAUGAGACUCUCAAGAGCAGCGCGUAUUAUCUUGGUUGGGGCUCCUGGAGUUGGAAAGGGCACGCAAGCGGAACGUUUGCUCCAACGAUUUCCCCAACUCAGCGCAAUCAGCUCCGGAGACCUCCUGCGAGACAAUGUCAAAAAUCAGACCCCACUCGGUAUCAAAGCCGAAAGUGCAAUCAAGUCCGGCGCCUUGGUGCCGGAUGCUAUGAUACUCAGACUCAUCCUCCACGAACUCAAGACCCGUGGUUGGCUUUCUGCCCCUGCAGGCACCUCACCUCUGACUCUAUCCUCUACAUCAGCCUCUGCUUCUAUGCAAGAUUACGAUACCGAUUCCUUCGUCGAACAACCAUCUCUUGCUUCCUAUCCCACUCCUCCACAAACGUCUGAUGAUCCUUCGGCAUCAUUCAUCCUCGAUGGCUUCCCACGAACAGCUGGCCAAGCUACACAGCUAGACAACCUCAUACCCAUCAACCUCGUUGUCUCGUUGAGAACUCCUUUCGAGGUCAUCUUAGAGCGGAUAGCUGGGAGAUGGAUUCACGCACCGUCAGGCCGAAUCUACAACACUACCUUCAAUGCACCAAAGGUUCCAGGCAAGGAUGAUAUCACGGGCGAACCCUUGACCAAGCGAUCAGACGACGACGAAGAGACAUGGAAGCAUAGACUGAAGAAGUUCGAGGAGACUAGUGAGCCUCUUCUUGAACAUUAUUCUCGGAAGGGCGUCUUGUGGGAGGUCUCUGGGAACAGCAGUGAUGAAAUUAGCCCCAAGCUGUAUGCUGAGUUUGAGCGAAGAUUCGCUGCUAGCAACUAGAGGGUGUCAGGGUUGUGAAGACCAGUGCUGGGUUGCUGUUCAGCAAGGCGUUGAUUUUGGACUUGGACUUUUGGAUGGUGAUUGUAUGAUAAUGUAAGCUUUUGGGCAAUAGAGUCCAUACUUAGCAGAGCUUUAUGAGCAGACCUAAUAAACUUUGGCGCUGAGGAUACGCAACUUCAUGAC
Molecule: messenger RNA, 1073 nt
Organism: Mollisia scopiformis
Lineage: Eukaryota; Fungi; Ascomycota; Leotiomycetes; Helotiales; Mollisiaceae
Product: adenylate kinase
Exons: 2
Coding region: 81-890 (269 amino acids)
Biological process (GO): nucleobase-containing compound metabolic process
Cellular component (GO): mitochondrion; cytoplasm
Molecular function (GO): AMP kinase activity; ATP binding
Source: RefSeq, a predicted model, not a curated record